AUGCCGCGUCGUCGUAAACCCCCGCGCGCAGGCGCACUCGCAGAGCUAGCGCCACUCAAGAUCGCAGGCCAGAUCGCGACACUACAGGCCAUCUACUACUUCGCCGCGCUUGUCCUCAUCGUCUUCACUGCGCUUGUGUCAGGAUCUGGUUUUAGUUGGACCCUUGUAUUUGGCUGGGAGGGCUUGAGAGGAGAUACAACACAUGGGUGGCUCAUGUCUUUUAUUUUCUUGUUGGAUGGAGGCUUGAUUAUCUCCAUUGCAAUAGUCGCCCUCAUCGCUCGCUCCAAACUCGUACCGGAUUUCGCCAUAACCGUCCAUUUUAUCCAUCUCGUCAUCGCAUCCCUUUACAGCGGCCGCAUCCCUCGACACGGAGGCUGGUGGCUCACCAUGAUCGCAUCAGCGACGAUCUCUGUCAGCCUGGGCAUCUGGGGCUGUCAGUAUCGCGAAUUACAACCCGUCUUCUUCGGCGGCCGUCCGAUCCUCCCUGCCGUACCUGCAUCGGUUGAUGGCUCUGCGACGCAACCUUCUACUGUGGAUGAGGAGAUGGCCAUCCCUUCAAGGGGGAGAGGCAGAGAUGGUAAUGCGGAGUAUGAAAUGGAGCCUAUGCUACCUCUGAAAUGA
Messenger RNA from Fusarium venenatum, 621 nucleotides. RefSeq names its product integral membrane protein S linking to the trans Golgi network-domain-containing protein. Gene Ontology annotation, cellular component: Golgi membrane; trans-Golgi network. Lineage: Eukaryota; Fungi; Ascomycota; Sordariomycetes; Hypocreales; Nectriaceae. The record is from RefSeq and is a predicted model, not a curated record. Gene Ontology annotation, biological process: Golgi to endosome transport; protein localization to Golgi apparatus; Golgi to plasma membrane protein transport.